GUUGAGACAUCUGCAAGCUAAAACUCUAAUGGCUCUCUAUGCUUCAACUAUAUGGAUUCCCGUUCUUUUACUCCUGUUUCUAUUGCUCAUAGUUAAAAGAAAGAAGGAAGACAGAAAACAAAAUAAGCAGCUCCCACCUGGUCCUCCUAAGCUUCCAAUUUUAGGCAACUUGCACCAACUUGGUGAAUUGCUUCACCAAUCUUACUGGAAGCUGUCCAAGAAAUAUGGUCCUGUUAUGCUCCUUCAACUUGGUAAUAUCCCAAAUGUUGUAAUCUCCUCUGCUGAGGCAGCAAGAGAGGUCUUAAAAGUUAAUGAUCUUGCUUGUUGCAGCAGACCUCAGUUAGCAGGUGCUGGCAGACUCUCUUAUAAUUAUUUAGAUGUGGGUUUAACACCAUAUGGUGAUCACUGGAGAAACAUGAAAAAACUAAUUGUCUUACAGCUUUUUAGCUUGAAGAGAGUGCAGUCUUUUCGGUCCCUUAGGGAAGAAGAAGUUGAAUUGUUCAUCAGUUCAAUCUCCAAUUCAGCAGCUUCUGAAACUCCCAUUAAUCUUACAGAAAAGUUAUUUUCCCUUACUGCAAAUAUCACAGUUCGAAUGUCUUUCGGAUUUGAUUAUCGGGGGACUAAUUUCGACAGAGAUAGAUUUCAUGAAGUGGUUCAUGAUGGUGAAGCUGUGGCAGGAAGCUUCUCUAAAAGUGAAUUGUUCCCAUAUUUUGGUUGGGUUUUUGAUUGGAUAACCAGCCAUCAUGCUAGGACUGAAAGAGUUUUCCAUGAGUUGGAUACCUUUUUUGAAUAUGCAAUCAAUGAUCAUCUUAAACCAGGAAGGAAUAAGGAGAAAGACGACGUGAUAGAUGUGCUGUUAAGAAUAAAGGAAGAACAAGCUGAAACUGGAAUGGCAAAGUUCACAAAUGAUAACAUUAAGGGAGUCCUUCUGAAUUUAUUUUUAGCUGGAGUAGACACUUCUGCGAUUACCGUGAACUGGGCAAUGGCAGAGCUGUCUCGGAAUCCGAGUGUGAUGAAGAAAGCGCAAGAUGAAGUUAGAAAUGUUGUUGGAAAGAAAGGAAGAAUAACUGAAGGUGAUCUCGACCAGCUUGAAUACUUAAAGAUGGUAAUAAAAGAAACUUUCAGAUUGCAUCCUGCUGCUCCACUGCUACUUCCUAGAGAAACAAUCUCUCAUUUUAAAAUCAAUGGCUACGACAUUUAUCCCAAGACACUAAUCCAAGUUAAUGCCUGGGCAAUUGGACGUGAUCCUAAGUAUUGGAAGGAUCCUGAACAAUUCUUCCCUGAAAGAUUUGCUGAUAGUGACAUCGACUUUAAAGGACAAAAUUUUGAAUUCUUGCCAUUUGGAGCAGGUAGAAGAAUUUGUCCUGGGAUACAUAUGGCAACAAUAACAGUGGAGAUCGUACUUGCAAACCUUCUGUAUUGUUUUGAUUGGAAACUGCCCGAUGGAAUGAAGAGGGAAGACAUCGACAUGGAAGAGCAACCUGGUAUUAGUCUCACUGUAUCUAAAAAGACUCCUCUCAACCUUUUGCCUGUGGAGCACUUUUAGUAGCCAUUAUAUUAUAACAUCAGAUGAAAAUCAUAGUAAAUUAUUUAUUUUCUAGUAAUUUUGCAAUAAAGAAUACGGUAGAAUAUAAAAUACGUGUUUAUGUUACUAAACUACGUAGAAAAUUUUCAGCCCUUAUGCAUAUCA
Molecule: messenger RNA, 1690 nt
Organism: Jatropha curcas
Lineage: Eukaryota; Viridiplantae; Streptophyta; Magnoliopsida; Malpighiales; Euphorbiaceae
Product: cytochrome P450 71B37
Molecular function (GO): monooxygenase activity; heme binding; oxidoreductase activity, acting on paired donors, with incorporation or reduction of molecular oxygen
Source: RefSeq, a predicted model, not a curated record